AUGAGUGUCGUGCUGAACCUGAGCCAUUCUGCGAGUGAUGCGAGUGGAGAGAUCAAUCUCGCUUACACCCCCGACAGCGGUCCCUCAGAUGGCCUUGACCCGGACAGCGGUAAAUCCCCUGGCCAGGGAAUUCCACCCACAGCCUCACCGUUUUCGGGGAACUCAGAAGGCGGGGCAGGAGACCGACAAGGAAACGACGCUGAUCCAGGAAAGCUUCACUCCGUCCCGAAGGCCAGCAGCUGCGUGGCGUCGGGGACUACGAGCGAGCCGCACGAAGGGAAGGCCGACGGCGACGAGAAAGAAGCUGCCGACGGGGGCUGGGGCUGGAUGGUGGCCCUCGGGGCAGCGCUCAUCAUGAUGGUGAUCAACGUGCUGGGCCCAUGUUUCAGUAUAAUCUUCUCCAGAUUUUUGCUGGAGCUGGGAACGUCAUCAACCACUGUAGGUCUGAUCUUCAAUAGCUUCCAGUUUCUGUGGAAUUUCUCUGGACCGAUACUGGGCCCACUGCUGGAGGAAUUUAGCUGGAGAAAAGUGGCCUUGACUUGCUCCCUCGGCGUGUUCGCUUCCCUCUUGCUGUCAGCAUUCGCCACUUCGUCAGGCUUCCUGCUCUUCUCGUACUCCAUUCUAGGAGGAAUUAGUUGCGGUCUCUUAUCUAACUUGUGCUUCCUGAUAAUUCCACACUAUUUCGUCAAGCGACGCGGAAUAGCAAACGCCAUUAUGAUGGCAGGCGUCUCCACAGGGCCCAUCUUAGCCCCCCUCCUGGUCCGGUUCCUGCAAGAAGAGUACGACUACACGGGCGCCACACUCAUCACGAGCGCUGUAGUGCUUCACUGCUGCGUCGGCGCCGCCCUCUUCCGCCCGAUCAGGACCGACUCGCGGAAACCUUCGGCCGAGCAGUCCAAGACCCACGUCUGGAGGCUGUUGCUGCGAGUGAUCCGCGGAACCUUCACCAAUCUCUACAUCCUAAAGUCGCCGAGAGCUGUCAUCAUCGCUGUGAGCGGGGCCUUCACUCUCAACAGCUGGCUAAACUUUAUUGCAUUAAUGCCCUUUGCUGUGCAAGCAGCAGGUUACUCUCUCCAGGAUGCAGCUUUGUGUGUUACCACGUCUGCUGUGUGCAAUUUAGUCGCCCGUUUAAUCGUCUCGGCGUUAUCCGACUGGCCAAGGUUCAGCAUGAGAGCCUGUUACAUGGCUAGUACGGCCACCAUUGCUGCGACGACUGCAGCAUUUAGUAUGACCCAUGACAUUACAUGGCUGACUGUAAUCAUGGGUGUGUGGGGCUUCGGAGUGGGCAGCUACAUGGGCAUCUACAACCUCAUCAUGGUGCACUACAUGGGCCUGGAAAAACUAACCUCGACAAUCGGUGCCACAUUUAUGCUGGUUGGCAUUGGCUUCGUUACUGUUGGCCCGGCGAUAGGCCUGAUCCGAGACCUGAGCGAGAGCUAUUCGGCGAGCAUGCUCGUCUUGGCCGGCAUGGCCGCAGCGGCCUUUGUGCUCUGGGUCCUCAUGCCGACAGCCGCUCGCUGCGACCGGCGGAAGGAGCAGAGACAACGAAAUAAAUCUCAAUGA
Molecule: messenger RNA, 1563 nt
Organism: Penaeus indicus
Lineage: Eukaryota; Metazoa; Arthropoda; Malacostraca; Decapoda; Penaeidae
Product: monocarboxylate transporter 12-like
Exons: 5
Coding region: 1-1563 (520 amino acids)
Biological process (GO): transmembrane transport
Cellular component (GO): membrane
Molecular function (GO): monocarboxylic acid transmembrane transporter activity
Source: RefSeq, a predicted model, not a curated record